AUGUUGUUUGGAUCAGUGGUACGCAGUGACUGUAGUGGGGAUUUAAGCACCAUGCAAACCCUGCCUCCACAAACAUUCAUGAGUGAACCAAACAGCCUUCAUAAAUGCUUCACAUGCAGAAACUGUGUUGAAAGUCAAGGCCUUUAUAUCCAGAGUAAAUGCACUACAAUAAAAGACACAUUCUGUGAUGUGCUCGAUGGAUAUUACUGCAUUGAUUACUCCAAUUCACAGUGCCGUCAUGCUCAGAAACAUAGUGUUUGUAAACCAGGACAAGAAACAAAAAGACCAUUGUUUCUGAAUACUUCAGGAACAAAGACUUUGGAGACAAUAUGUGUGAACUGUCCUCCUGGAUUUUAUUCUCCAUCAGGUCUGAACUGCUCCAAAUGGACAGAUUGCACAGCUAGGAAUGAAAUACAGACAGAAAUUGGCAGCUCUGUUAAAGAUGUCAGAUGCACAUCAUUGUUCUACAUAAUUCUUAAACCUGUGGCCAAUGUGCCAAAGUUGUAA
Onychostoma macrolepis is the source of this 507-nucleotide messenger RNA. RefSeq names its product tumor necrosis factor receptor superfamily member 14-like. The transcript has 5 exons. Gene Ontology annotation, cellular component: external side of plasma membrane. Gene Ontology annotation, biological process: positive regulation of cytokine production involved in immune response; defense response to Gram-negative bacterium; positive regulation of peptidyl-tyrosine phosphorylation. Lineage: Eukaryota; Metazoa; Chordata; Actinopteri; Cypriniformes; Cyprinidae. The annotation marks the transcript as partial. The record is from RefSeq and is a predicted model, not a curated record. Gene Ontology annotation, molecular function: protein binding.